Jaculus jaculus (lesser Egyptian jerboa) is the source of this 1739-nucleotide messenger RNA. It is a transcript of the gene Etnppl, whose product is annotated as ethanolamine-phosphate phospho-lyase. Gene Ontology annotation, cellular component: mitochondrion. NCBI's taxonomy places the organism in Eukaryota, Metazoa, Chordata, Mammalia, Rodentia, Dipodidae. The transcript has 13 exons. The record is from RefSeq and is a predicted model, not a curated record. Gene Ontology annotation, molecular function: ethanolamine-phosphate phospho-lyase activity; transaminase activity; pyridoxal phosphate binding. The coding region runs from base 114 to 1613 and encodes 499 amino acids.
GGAACCUCAGGAGGGAUCCUGGGAGGCAAAAGACCAGGUGACCUUGCCAGGUUGACGAGGGAGGCGCCCUGACCGGAAAGGGGAGACCCCCGAGGCUCCCAGCACCCGCCGCUAUGUGCGAGCUGUACAGCAAGCAGGACACCCUGGCGCUGCGGGGGAAGCACAUCGGGCCCUCUUGCAAAGUUUUCUUUGCUGCGGAUCCCAUCAAAAUAGUGCGAGCCCAGGGGCAGUACAUGUUUGAUGAGAAAGGGGACCGGUAUCUGGACUGCAUUAACAACGUGGCGCACGUGGGACACUGUCACCCAGAAGUGGUCAAAGCUGCCCUGAAACAGAUGGAACUCCUAAAUACAAAUUCUCGAUUCCUCCAUGACAACAUUGUGGAGUAUGCCAGACGCCUCUCCGCCACCCUGCCGGAGAAGCUUUCGGUUUGCUACUUUACAAAUUCAGGAUCUGAGGCCAACGACUUAGCUUUGCGCUUGGCUAGGCAGUUCCGAGGCCACCAGGAUGUGAUCACCCUUGACCAUGCUUACCACGGUCACCUGUCAUCUUUAAUUGAGAUCAGUCCAUAUAAAUUUCGGAAGGGCAAAGAUGUCAAGGAGGAAUUUGUACAUGUGGCGCCAACUCCAGAUACAUACCGAGGAAAAUACAGAGAGGACCAUGCAGACCCGGCCAUGGCUUAUGCGGACGAAGUGAAGGAGAUCAUUGAAGCAGCUCAUAGCAGCGGGAGGAAGAUUGCUGCCUUUAUUGCUGAAUCCAUGCAGAGUUGUGGUGGACAAAUAAUUCCUCCAGCAGGCUACUUCCAGAAAGUGGCAGAACAUGUUCACAGAGCAGGAGGAGUGUUUAUAGCUGAUGAAGUUCAGGUAGGCUUUGGCCGAGUUGGAAAAUAUUUCUGGAGCUUCCAAAUGCAUGGUGAAGACUUUGUUCCAGACAUUGUCACUAUGGGAAAACCGAUGGGCAAUGGCCACCCAAUGGCAUGUGUAGUAACAACCAAAGAAAUCGCAGAGGCCUUCAACAGUUCAGGGAUGGAGUAUUUCAAUACGUAUGGGGGAAAUCCUGUAUCUUGUGCUGUUGGUUUGGCUGUAUUGAAUAUAAUUGAAAAUGAAAACCUUCAAGAAAAUGCUGUACAAGUAGGAAAUUAUCUCACUGAAUUACUGAAUAAGCAAAAGGCCAAGCAUCCUAUGAUAGGAGAUAUUAGGGGCAUUGGCCUUUUUAUUGGAAUUGACUUGGUGAAGGACCGUGAGAAAAGAACCCCUGCCACAGCCGAAGCCCAGCACGUCAUCUACAAGAUGAAAGAAAACCGAGUGCUGCUCAGUGCUGAUGGCCCUCAUAGGAAUGUGCUUAAAAUAAAGCCGCCCAUGUGCUUCACCGAGGAGGAUGCGGAGUUCAUGGUGGACCAGCUGGACGGGAUUCUGACAGUUUUAGAAGAAAUCAUGCAAGUCAAAACUGAAAGUGUGACCUCUGAGGGCAUGCCAUGCAAAACAAAGGUGCCUAAGGAAGAGCAUGUGGAAUUCCUUGGAGGCCGCAGCAUCGAAUCCACAGAAAGCCCCAGCAAGAAGAGAAACGGCCUGUGCUCAGAUCAGCGGGCCCUGCCCAGCAAAAGACUGAAGACAUGAACGAAGAGCAUGAUGAAGCCAGAUAAAUAUCCAGAAUUGUAGAAAAUGAGGAGAUGUGUGUCACAUCCCUUAACAAUCUUGUACAAGUAGAAUGUUCAUUCAGUUUUAGAUUUGUCAGUAAGAAGA